This is a messenger RNA of Centropristis striata (black sea bass), 916 nucleotides long. RefSeq names its product GTP cyclohydrolase I feedback regulator (gene gchfr). The transcript is spliced from 3 exons. Gene Ontology annotation, biological process: negative regulation of biosynthetic process. NCBI's taxonomy places the organism in Eukaryota, Metazoa, Chordata, Actinopteri, Perciformes, Serranidae. Gene Ontology annotation, molecular function: GTP cyclohydrolase binding. Gene Ontology annotation, cellular component: nucleus; cytoplasm. Bases 124 to 384 code for a protein of 86 amino acids. The record is from RefSeq and is a predicted model, not a curated record.
GGGUGUUUUCCGCAUUCCGCAAAGAGCUGUGGGCAGAAGCGCAAGUUUGGAGAGGGGACAGUCGCAUCUGUGAAGAAGCCAGUCAUUCCCAGAGGAUUAGCGGUCCGUCGUCAGGGAGCAAGGAUGCCUUACAUGUUCAUCAGUACGCAGAUCCGACUGGAGAAUGGUCCAACAAAUGUGGGAGAUGAAUACUCUGAUCCAGCUGUUAUGAAUUACCUGGGAGCACGGAAAACAACCAUGCUGGGAAACAAUUUUUCCGAGUACCAUGUGGACGACCCACCUCGCCUGGUUCUGGACAAACUGGAGAAGAUCGGCUUCCGUGUGCUGACAAUGACGGGGGUGGGACAGACGCUGGUGUGGUGCCUGCACAAGGAGACGCAGUGAUCGGUCAUGGUGCAAGUGUUGACUGUGACAAAAUGCCUUGAGAAGCCUUUAAAAGGAUGAAUGAAUUGUGAUGAAGAACUUUGGUUCUCUGCUCUACAAUCAAUCCAUUAACAUCUAUAAAAUCAGCCUUUUCUUUAUUAUCCCACACGUUAGGCUUCAGAUUACCCUCAAUAGAUGACAGGUCACCAAUUGCAGGGGAUACUGAACUACAUUCCAGCGAUUUUAUAAGACUUUUUUUUCCUAUAUUGUUUGCCAUUAACUAAUGAUCGCCAAGUGGGAGUGGGACAGUUUAACUGUUAAUAAAUGAUUUGCCAAUAAAGGCAGAUUUCUAAAUUAUUUCCUGUGAAAAAGAUAUCACCCAGUUCUCUCUCUUCUGUCCAAUAAAGAAAACACUAUGUUAGAUAGAUUUGUACUUAUGUAAAGAUGUUUUUGUAAGUGUAUCAUAUGCUUAUGAUUAAAUCCUGUAAUGAUGUGGCUUGAUUGUGUAUAAAAGUGAAUAAAUGAAUCCUGCUGCAAAGGAUAUAUAUAUAUA